AUGGUGACCAGGUGCCUUCCCUCCUGUUGUGCUGCUGGCGGCACUAUGGCGAGUGCCGCUCCCUUCUGUACUUCUUUCUCUGCUGGCGGCGCCAGACGGGCGAGCGGGACCCGCUGGUGUCCCUCUUCUCUCUGUGUCUUGGCUGUACCGGCGAGCGCCCCACGCUGCUCUGUUCCCCUUGCUGCUGACAACGGCGCUCCUCCGACCAACGCUCCUCUCCGUGCCUUCCUUCUGGGCGCCCGUGUGGCUCAGGUGAGUGCGGCUCCUCCCUCCAUCUACCGCCGCGCGCCUGCCUUUGCUUCGGCAAAUGCAUGCCGCCGUCGCUCCAGCCUCCCUGCUCUUGUCGCCUAUCAUACUGGCGGAAGUCACCCACGCCCCAUUCUUCGUGGUGCUGAUCCUUGUCCGGCGUGCGCGACCGCUCCGCCUUCCCUUUGCCAAGCUGCCUUCGCGCAAGUGUGUCUCGAACGCCCUUGUCUGGUGUCACUCGCUCCUGGUGAACGAGACCCCCCUUCGGUCAUUGCCGCCAAUGUCUCCUCCCCGCCCCCGGGGAAGUUCCCCGAAACCACGCCAACGCCCUCUCUUGUCACGGCGCCGUCCUCGAUCUUCCGUAGGGCAGAACACGCCUGCGUCGCGACGGUUUCCGCGAUCCUCGUCAGUUCGGCGCGCUCUCUCUCGCAGCCACGCGUCUCUGUCUGCGCCUCCAAUGUGCGCGGCGUCACCUGGUCCCUUGCCCGUCGAUUCUUCUUCUCGACGGUCUCUUUCAAGGGGGAUUCGAUCCGCGCGGAAGGCCGGCCGGUGUGGCGAUCGCUCCAAGGAUCAUCCUCGUUCACGUGA
Molecule: messenger RNA, 834 nt
Organism: Closterium sp. NIES-65
Lineage: Eukaryota; Viridiplantae; Streptophyta; Zygnematophyceae; Desmidiales; Closteriaceae
Source: the annotation of a GenBank genome assembly